CAGGUGAGCAGAAACCCCGACACAAAAGUAAACACCGCGCACGGUGUCAGACAUGGUGGACGUUUUUGCCGGAAGGACCCUUCUGAAUAAAGACGGUGAUUUUGUAGAUCCCGAGGAGGCGCUGCGGAAUAAAGUGGUGGGGAUAUAUUUCUCUGCGGGCUGGUGUCCGCCCUGUAGAGACUUCACUCCUAUUCUGUGUGACUUUUACACGGAACUGACUGAAGAACAUGACCCUCCUGCUCAGUUUGAAAUUGUUUUUAUCUCUUCUGAUAAGUCCACGGAGGACAUGGUAGAGUAUUACCAUGAUAUGCACGGGGAUUGGCUGGCUUUGCCUUGGACAGAUAACUACAAACAUGAAUUAAAGGAGCGUUACAAGAUAACUGCAGUGCCCAAACUUGUGAUUGUGAAAGAGAACGGUGAUGUGAUCACAGACAAGGGCAGAAAGCAAAUCAGAGACAGAGGCCUGGCUUGUUUCCGGUCCUGGUUGGAUGCUGCAGAAAUCUUUGAAAACUUUAAGGGCUAACCUAUGUGAUUGAGCAACCUGUGCAGCCAUGACAAACCCAUUAAAUAGUUACAUUUUCAGUUCUAUGCAAUAAAGAUUCAGGCACAUUUGCUGUACAUAUAACAAAUUAUAUAGAAAAAAAGAUUGGGCUGACAUAGGUAAACAAAAUGUAGAAUGACAAUAAGAUUAAGCCUUCUGCAGAAUGUAGAUGGCUUUUUAUAAUAUGUUUUUUAAUCACUUUUCUAAGUAUUGUUGGGAAAAUAUAGCUACUAAAGCUA
Messenger RNA from Boleophthalmus pectinirostris (great blue-spotted mudskipper), 780 nucleotides. RefSeq names its product nucleoredoxin like 2 (gene nxnl2). Gene Ontology annotation, biological process: photoreceptor cell maintenance; sensory perception. The transcript has 2 exons. Bases 53 to 523 code for a protein of 156 amino acids. The record is from RefSeq and is a predicted model, not a curated record. NCBI's taxonomy places the organism in Eukaryota, Metazoa, Chordata, Actinopteri, Gobiiformes, Gobiidae.